Messenger RNA from Trichomycterus rosablanca, 2010 nucleotides. RefSeq lists its product as uncharacterized. Bases 34 to 1953 code for a protein of 639 amino acids. The transcript has 10 exons. Lineage: Eukaryota; Metazoa; Chordata; Actinopteri; Siluriformes; Trichomycteridae. The record is from RefSeq and is a predicted model, not a curated record.
CCGAGGCAGUGAGGUCCCAAAUGUGAGCAGAGGAUGGACACAGCACCAAGCUCGUAUCCUUUACAGCUCAGACCUAAAAAGCCAUUUGAAUUUAUUGAAAAGUCUCAAGCAAAAUGGCAUCCCAGCCCUCAAAAACAGAAUCUCAAAAUGAAAAAGAAAACAGUGCAUUCCCUACCACCACCACCAAUACCACCACCACCACCUGCUGACCAUCGAAAUCCUGGAACAAACAGAAGUAUGAUGUCACAGGAUGAGUGCUUACAGACAAAUGUUCAGGGAUACUCGGAUGAAACCUCCUUCCCAGAAUCUAGACAAGUGAUGUCAAAGGCCCAGUCCUAUCAGGGAAGAAUUCAGGAUGCUUGGUUCACUGAACCAACACAGCAGAUGAUGUCACAAAUCCAAUUGCUCAGUCAAGAUGGACAGUCCACCAUCACAGAACGAAUGACAGAAGACAAUCAAAGUGUUGGUUUGGAAAGCCACUGUGACAUUCAGUCAGCAGGACCAGCUAACGCACCUAGAGUCCGUCUGCCUACAGGCCGACUAGUGCCGGGUCAAUGCACACCAGCAGAGAGGGCCAUCUUAGAGAUGCUGGGGGAACUGCAGCUCCAGGUCCAGCAUCUCACUUCUGUUAUUACCCAAAGAGGCCCCUUUUUGGGUAACAGCAGCCUGAAGAUGCCACCUGCACCAGCAGAUGGACUUCCACUGGAAAGCAUUCAGGCCUUGAAUGACUUUGAAGUCCAUCUUCAAAACAAGAUCUUCAAGCAAAAAUUGGUGUCAAAACUGUCACUGGUUGGGGGGCAAACACUUAAAAAAACAGUGUGGCGGAUUUGUGGCAAAGUGUUUGCUCCUCAACUAGCUGUGCAGUUGAACUGGUGUGGCAGAGGAGAGAAAACGGCCAUCAAAAACACACACCUGAAAGACACAAUUGUCUAUGUCCAGCAAGACAACUCUGAUUCAGAAGAGGAAGUGGAGCAUGUAUCCAAAGAAGAAGAUGGGGAGGAAUACAACCCAGAGCAUGAUGAAUCAUCUUCAGAAGAAGAAGAAAACCCUGAAGCUAAAAGAGAGACUUUCCUUUCAAAAAAUGGCAAAAUAACAUGGUCCUCAGCAGCAUAUGACCAACACGGCAGGCAUGCAGAACAAAACGUUGUGCUUGAUGUGACAGAGGGACUGAGGGGUCACAAUGUCACAUGUGACAAUUUCUUCACCUCUUAUGAACUCGGACUGCAGCUCCUGAAGAGGAAGAUCACCAUGGUUGGUGCAGUUCGAAAGAACAAGCCUGAGCUCCCACCUGCACUGCUUGCGUCAAAGGAGAGAAAGGUCUUCUCCUCAAAGUUCGCCUUCACGCCCACCACCACUCCAGUUUCCUACCUCCCAAAGAAAAACAAGAAUGUAGUUCUUCUGAGCACACUGCACGCAGAUGGUGACAUUAGCAAUCGUGAGGACAGGAAGUCAAUCAUCAUCCUAGACUACAACCGCAACAAAGGAGGUGUGGACAACCUAGAUAAGGUGAUUGGAACAGAUAGCUGCAGAAGAAUGACUGCCCGCUGGCCCCUGGUCAUCUUCCACAACAUCAUUGAUGUUUCCUCCUACAAUGCCUUUGUGAUUUGGAGAGAGAUCAACCAGACCUGGAUGUCUCGUAAGCAGAACAAGAGGAGGGUGUUCCUGGAGCAGCUAGGAAAGGCACUUGUAACUCCACUCAUUGAAAGAAGGAAGCAUGUCCCCCACACAGAAGCCUUAGCAGCAGUUGUGAAAGCUAUUCAGAGUGCAGGAGCCCCUGAUCAACCUGAGGAUCCAGCUACCACAGCCACUUCCCCAGCUAGGGCAAGUAAGAGGAAGAGAUGUCAGUUCUGCCCUCAAAAGAAGGACUGUAAAACACAUACUGUGUGCUGCAGGUGUAAGAAAUAUUUCUGCAAAGGCUGUGCACUUGCAUACUGCCCUCCAUGUGCUAAUUAGUUGAAUGGGUUGUUAUAUUUCAUAUUUUUGUAUUGUACAUUGUCUUAAAUUGUUCAC